Molecule: messenger RNA, 2670 nt
Organism: Dovyalis caffra
Lineage: Eukaryota; Viridiplantae; Streptophyta; Magnoliopsida; Malpighiales; Salicaceae
Source: the annotation of a GenBank genome assembly
AUGGCUAAAUCGAGUGCCGACGAUGAGGAACUAAAGAGAGCCUGCGAGGCAGCAAUUGAAGGCACAAAACAGAAGAUUGUAUUGUCGAUCCGUGUCGCCAAGAGUCAUGGGAUCUGGGGCAAAUCUGGCAAAUUAGGCCGUCACAUGGCCAAACCUAGGGUUCUCGCUCUCUCCACAAAAUCUAAGGGUCAGAGGACGAAAGCCUUUCUUCGAGUAUUAAAAUAUUCGACUGGAGGAGUCCUUGAGCCGGCAAAGUUAUACAAACUCAAGCAUCUUUCAAAAGUUGAGGUUAUAGCUAACGAUCCCAGUGGAUGCACGUUUACCCUGGGAUUUGAUAACCUCAGAAGCCAGAGUGUUACUCCACCACAAUGGACCAUGCGCAACAUUGAUGAUAGGAACCGCCUUUUAUUUUGCAUCUUAAACAUCUGCAAAGAUGUACUUGAACGUCUUCCAAAAGUUGUUGGCAUAGAUGUCGUGGAGAUGGCACUUUGGGCUAAGGAAAAUACACCCACGGUUCCUAAGCAAAUUAAUCAGCAAGAUGGAGGGCAUGUUGCAGCAACAGUUACAGAAAGUGACUUGAAAGUGACUGUUGAAAGAGAACUUGUCUCCCAAGCUGAGGAAGAGGACAUGGAGGCUCUACUUGGCACUUAUGUAAUGGGUAUUGGUGAAGCAGAGGCGUUUUCAGAAAGGUUGAAGCGCGAGCUUCUUGCUCUGGAAGCUGCAAAUGUGCAUGCCAUUUUAGAAAGUGAACCUUUAAUAGAAGAGGUGCUGCAAGGGCUUGAGGCUGCAACAAAUUGUGUUGAUGACAUGGAUGAAUGGUUAGGCAUCUUCAACGUAAAACUUAGACAUAUGAGAGAAGACAUUGAAUCGAUAGAAACCCGCAACAACAAGUUGGAGAUGCAGUCUGUAAAUAACGUAUCACUCAUUCAAGAACUCGAUAAGCUUCUUGAACGACUGCGUGUCCCUUCUGAAUAUGCAGCUUGUCUAACCGGAGGUUCGUUUGAUGAGGCACGCAUGCUUCAAAACAUUGAAGCAUGUGAGUGGUUGACUGGUGCUUUACGUGGUCUUCAAGUGCCUAGUUUGGAUCCAAUCUAUGCAAACAUGCGUGCUGUUAAAGAAAAGCGGACAGAACUCGAAAAAUUAAAAGCUAUGUUUGUCAGGAGAGCUUCUGAAUUCUUGAGAAACUAUUUUGCAAGUUUGGUGGAUUUCAUGAUAAGCGACAAGAGUUAUUUUUCUCAACGCGGACAGUUGAAGAGGCCUGAUCACGCUGACUUAAGGUACAAAUGCAGGACAUAUGCUCGCCUUUUACAGCAUUUGAAGGGUCUUGAUAAGAAUUGCUUGGGUCCUUUGAGGAAAGCAUAUUGCAGCUCCCUUAACUUGCUUCUUCGCCGGGAGGCUCGUGAAUUUGCUAAUGAGCUUCGUGCUAGUACAAAAGCAUCAAGAAAUCCAACUGUUUGGCUGGAAGCUUCUACAGGCUCAAGUCAAAAUGCACAUAAUGCAGAUACAUCUUCAGUUUCUGAGGCUUAUGCCAAAAUGCUGACAAUAUUUAUCCCACUCCUUGUAGAUGAGAGUUCUUUUUUUGCACACUUCAUGUGCUUCGAGGUUCCUGCACUUGUUCCCCCAGGAGGUGCGGCUAAUGGUAAUAAAGGUGGAAAUUACAAUGAUGCCAAUGAUGACGACGAAGAUGAUUUGGGUAUUAUGGACAUUGAUGAGAAUGAUGGCAAAGCUGGUAAAAAUUCUGCAGAUCUGGCAGCACUAAACGAAUCUCUUCAGGACUUGCUUGAUGGAAUCCAAGAAGAUUUUUAUGCUGUGGUUGAUUGGGCAUACAAGAUAGAUCCUCUGCGCUGCAUAUCAAUGCAUGGGAUUACAGAGCGUUAUCUCUCUGGUCAGAAAGCUGAUGCUGCAGGAUUUGUGCGUCUCUUGCUUGGUGACCUAGAGUCAAGAAUUUCUAUGCAAUUCAGCCGUUUUGUUGAUGAAGCUUGCCACCAAAUUGAAAGAAAUGAGCGUAAUGUGCGGCAGACGGGAGUUUUAUCCUACAUCCCAAGAUUUGCAACUCUUGCAACUCGUAUGGAGCAGUAUAUCCAGGGACAAUCUAGGGAUUUGGUUGAUCAGGCAUACACAAAAUUUGUUAGUAUAAUGUUUGUGACUUUGGAGAAAAUUGCACAAACAGAUCCAAAAUAUGCGGAUGUCUUCCUUUUGGAAAACUAUGCAGCAUUUCAAAAUAGCUUGUAUGACCUAGCCAAUGUUGUGCCAACGUUAGCCAAAUUUUAUCACCAGGCAAGCGAAGCUUAUGAACAAGCUUGUACACGUCAUAUCAGCAUGAUUAUCUUCUAUCAAUUUGAAAAACUUUUCCAGUUUGCUCGCAAGAUUGAGGAUUUGAUGUACACCAUAACGCCAGAGGAGAUCCCAUUCCAGCUCGGAUUGUCGAAAAUGGAUCUCCGGAAGAUGUUAAAAUCUAGUUUAUCUGGGGUUGACAAGUCUAUUAGUGCGAUGUAUAAGAGAUUACAGAAGAACUUAACUUCAGAAGAACUGUUACCUUCUUUGUGGGAUAAGUGCAAGAAGGAGUUCUUGGACAAGUAUGAAAGUUUUGCACAACUCGUUGCAAAGAUCUAUCCCAACGAGAGCAUCCCUUCAGUGUCAGAAAUGAGAGAGCUUCUGGCUUCCAUGUGA